Pisolithus orientalis is the source of this 2406-nucleotide messenger RNA. RefSeq lists its product as uncharacterized. The transcript is spliced from 13 exons. Bases 445 to 2163 code for a protein of 572 amino acids. Gene Ontology annotation, biological process: regulation of proteolysis; proteasome-mediated ubiquitin-dependent protein catabolic process. Gene Ontology annotation, cellular component: cytoplasm. NCBI's taxonomy places the organism in Eukaryota, Fungi, Basidiomycota, Agaricomycetes, Boletales, Pisolithaceae. Gene Ontology annotation, molecular function: ubiquitin protein ligase binding. The record is from RefSeq and is a predicted model, not a curated record.
CCACGAGGUCUUUUGACGGCUCAGGCCAUCCCAACCACCAAGUCCUUCGAUGGUCUGUGCAGUGACUGCACUGCAAUACAGGGCUGCGGAAAGCUGGAUGUACCAUACGCACAGCCUACUUGUAGUCUCUCAGACGGCCCAGUACUUGGAGUUUGCGUAGCGUGUGCCUAGAGUGAUCCACGGUAGUUCCACAGUGAAGAAACCGGGAUGUUCGGAACGAAGCUGGUUGCCGUUGGCUGGCCAGCUGUGGAUUUGUGUCUGAUCAGUCACAUAUGUGGCCAGGGGCGAUGCAAACAACACGUCUUCACGCAUGCAGCGGCACGCUCAGUGACCCACAACCCGACCAUCCUGAUCUUGCCACCCUCAAGGUGAUCCUGGCACUGGGACUAUAUAUUCCAGUCGUGUCCUCCUCCCACUACCACAGCAGUUGAACGGAUUUCACCCAUGGAGAAGAUUGACAUGCAAGAGAGUACCUCGAUUACGUUCGAGUGGGUCCUUCGGGGACUCAAGAGUCUGUUCGAUUCGAGCAAAGGCGAGUCCAAGUCAAAGGUAACGAAGUCAGGCAAGUUUGGAGGCGGCAGGUGGCAGAUCCUUUUCUACGCAAACUCCGGCACAGAAAACGGGGCGUUUGUAAGCCUGUAUCUUUCUUGCGAACCUAACGCAGAAGAGAAAGAUAAGGCACUCGACGGCAAGUGGGUUCGUGAAGGAGUAUACAAAUUCACCUUCGAAUUACGAAAUGUUGGGAAGACCGUACUUUUUAACGCAAAGGAAGCACAAAACCACUCUUUUUCGUCAAAGACGGCAAAUUGGGGAUGGGCACAAUUUGCAAAACGAGAUCACAUCUAUUACAAUUCACACAGUGUGAAGGAAGCUGAUGCCCUCUUAAUCGUGUGCACUAUCACAUCGUCUCCUCAAGCACCGGUACCGUCCCCUUCAGUCCCCGUGCAGCUCGUCCCCAAAGAUUAUCUGGAACGAGUGGGAGGAUUACUUGACGAUCCUCUAUACUCGGAUGUAGAGUUUAUCUUGCCUAGGAGAGGGAGAUCAAAAGAGGUCCGAAGGAUAUACGCCAACAGGAGGAUCUUGGAGCGUGCGGAUUAUUUCGAAUCCAUGUUUAGGUCUGGUUUUUUGGAGGCCUCAGCAGACGAUGACCUCCGGCAGUCCCAGAUAGACACAGAGGACAUGGACAUCGCAUCCGAUGUCACCUACUCGUAUCAAUACAACGAUUCAGAUGACGAGGACGAGGACUUUGUCACCGAUUUCUCAGAAGAACCUAGCUUUGAUGGUUCGACGGAGACGGAGACAGAAUACGUCUCUGGCUCCCCCACUUCCACUCGUGUGCCAAGUGUCCUCGAGUCAGUUGCAGACUCGAACACUUACGGGAGUGUUAGAUCCAGCGACGCGGCCCCUGCGGAGGAAGAUCCUAACGUCCAAGCCAAAGCUUCUGACCCUUCUUCGCCGAAGAGUACAGACGCUUCGCUUAGAUGUGUGCCAGAGCAAGCUCAGCCUGCUACCCGACCAGAAACGGUCGAGGUUCAGGGACCGAAGAAGAUGCGCGUGGUCACAAAGGACGUCGCGUAUGCGACGUACAAAGCCGUGCUCUACUAUCUAUACACUGACGUCAUUGUCUUCGCACCAUUUUCAUCUUCCUUUAUCGCGUUCCCCUUACAACAGAAGCGAGGAGCCACCACAUCCGCUCAGGGAGCAUCCGAGAGCCAAUCCAGCCUUGUGGACAACCAAAAGGUGCCCGUUCAUGUCGAAAACCCAACGACCAGACGCGAAUGGAUCAAGAGAUGGCAACAGAACCAUCCUACGCAGCCCGCGCCGUGUUCGGCCAAGGCUGUUUAUCGUCUAGCCGAUAAACUAGGCCUUCUUGAGCUAAAAGAGCGGGCGUCUCAGCACAUCCAAAAGUCGCUCAGCGUGGAGAAUAUACCUUAUGAAGUGUUCUCUCCAUUCUCGGCUACCUUCCCCGAUAUAAGGAAAGUCCAGGUCAAGUACUUCCUCGAACACUGGGCCGAGGUUCGAGCAUCAGAAGGGAUGCAGAUGGUAUGGCAACAGAUUCGGAAAGGGAGGCACCCUGGAUUUGAAGAAAUUUGGCCCGUAAUUGUGCAAAAUCUAGAGUUUAUUCCUCAUUCUGGGACAGUAGCGGAGGCUACUGAUAAUUGAGAGGAUUACCACACCUUUAGAAGGUGGGUAUUUACUGGGAAGGACUAUGAGGGUGGCUUCAUUUCCUGAACGUCGUAGAUCAGUGUCAUCAGGUAACACAAAGUCUUCCGUAUAGAGGUGACCGUACCCUAGCAGAUUUGAGUGUGGUUGGUUAAUUGGAACGGUUUCAUUCUCAUCUGCACUCGCACAAGUAUUACCUCGAUAACUCAUAACUAUAUGGUGGCACAAUACCAUUAUUUGCAC